ACAAAACAAGGAGAAGUAUCUUACAAUCUCUGACUUAACCCCCUUCUUAGCUGUUUAUGUCCCAUUUUUCUAUCCCUAUAAAAACAACUAGGUAGUAGUUUCCAUCUAACUCAAAAACAAAACACUAGUUUAACUCUAAAUAUAUAGCAACCCCCUUUUGAAAGUAUUAAAAAUGGCUAGUUGGAACCAUGUUCGAUCAGCUAGCUUCCCACCGAAAUCGAACCCAAUACUUGAAAAGAUCGACAACGAAUUGAUGAAGCUAAGAAAAGCAGAAGCAGCAUCAACAUCUGUAGUCGAAACAGUAUGCAUUGGCUUAACAGGGUUAGCUACGUUGUAUAAAUGUGUUAAUAAUGUACUUUGUUUACCACUUGUUGCAAACCAAACACUUCCACUCACUCUUUUUAAAAAAGAAGCACCCUUGAUUCAAGGAUCAUCGAAACUCCUACAAAUCUGCGGUGCUUCAAAAGAGAUGUUGCUGAGAUUAUUAGAAACAGUUAGAGCGUUUCGAUGCUUCAACAACGAGACAGAUAUUUCAGACUAUUUCUCUAUGAGAAAAGAGAUCGUAAAAACUGCUAAAGGGCUUGCCUUGGAAUUAAGGCAAAUUGAAGGGAGUUUAAUAUCUGGGAGCGAGUUCAAUAAUAAUGCCGAAUUUGAGGUGAUAAGAGUACUGAGAUGUGUUAGUAUUAUAAACAUUUCAGUACUUGACUCACUUCUACGAUUCUUGGCUAUGCCAUUGAAGUCGUCUUCCUCAAUAAUGUCUAAAUCCACCAAAUUUGGUUUCAUUUCGAAGAAAAAUAAGCAUGAAGCGAAAUUGAACAAAAAUGGGAAUGCGUUGAGUAAUGUUGAUGUUGUAUUACAUGGAUUUCAUAAUGGAGAAGACUGUAUUGAUUGUGAUCUGGUUAAGAAGAGAUUAGAGUUGUUGGAGGUUUGUUUGAGAGGGAUUGAAGACGGUUUAAACAACAUUUUAAAGCAAUUAGCUAGGACUAGAGCUUCAUUAAUCAGAAUAAUCUCGGCUUAAUCUAAUUAAUUAAUUACUAGUUUAAAUUUCUCAUAGAUUAUCACUAAGACAUGACAUGUUUCAUGUUAUCAUUGUGAAAAUAAAAAUAAAUAAAUGCAAAUGUUAUUAAUGUAUUAACCCGGGGCAUUGCCCGGGCCCAAAAACUAAUUAUGUAUUAAUUAGAGUUAAUCAUAUUUUGAUAAGUAUAUAGUUUCUUCUUCUAAUGGUGUAAA
Molecule: messenger RNA, 1230 nt
Organism: Spinacia oleracea (spinach)
Lineage: Eukaryota; Viridiplantae; Streptophyta; Magnoliopsida; Caryophyllales; Amaranthaceae
Exons: 1
Coding region: 173-1018 (281 amino acids)
Biological process (GO): root development; shoot system development
Source: RefSeq, a predicted model, not a curated record